GGAGGAGAUCGCGCACUUCUCCUGGAAGGUCGGCAUGAUGCUGCGCUCGAGAUACCAGGUCGCCGAGCUGCUGGGCGAUGGCACCUUCGGCCGGGUCUUGCUGGCCGACGACCUGAAGAAAAAUCGGAGAGUGGCUGUCAAGGUGAUCCGCAACGUCGAGAAGUACACGAAGAACGCGAAGAGGGAGGCAGAGAUCCUGAAGGACAUCCGCGCGGCGAUGACCGAGAAGGCGUCAGGCUGCGUGGUCAUGCACGAGACGUUCGUGCACACGGAGGGUGAGGAGCGCUUCUUCUGCAUGUCCUUCGAAGUGCUGGGUGGCUCCCUGUACGACUUCCUGAAGAAGAACCGGUUCCGAGGCUUCUGGGUCCAGGACAUCCAGGACAUUGCGCGCCAGUGCUUGCAGGCGCUGUCGUUCCUGCACGACGACCUGAAUCUCACUCACACCGACCUGAAGUUGGAGAACGUGCUGUUCCAGUCCGAGGAGCCCCCUCGGCCCUCGACGUUUCCCCGCGAGGCCGCCUGGAGGGACUCGCGCGCCAAGAGGCGGGACGCGCCGGUUGCGCCGUACGUCCGGCCAGCGAGCACGAAGAUUAAGCUGAUCGAUUUCGGAAACGCGACCUACGAGCUGGAGCACCACUCGACUAUAAUCAACACCCGGCAGUAUCGCGCCCCCGAGGUCAUCCUGGCGCUCGGCUGGGACGAGCGCUCGGACCUGUGGUCGACGGGCUGCAUCCUCAUGGAACUCUACACGGGAGAGCUGCUCUUUCGCACCCACGAGAGCCUGGAGCACCUGGCGCUCAUGGAGAGGGCCAUCGAGACCUUCCCAGGGCAGAUGCUCAGCCUUGCGGCGACGACGGCCAGGCAGGAGCAGUUCCUCGUGAUGGACCCCCCCGGCUCCGGUCGCUGGCGGCUGCACUGGCCGGAGCUGGCCAAGUCCCCCGCCUCCGACACGCACGUGAAGAGCCAGAGGAAGAUGAGCCAGCUGGUGGAGUCCCAGCACAGCUCCCUGGCGGACUUCUCGGCCUCCCUGCUGAUCCUGGAGCCGUCGCGCAGGCCGUCGGCCAAGGCGGCCCUCGCGCACCCGUUCCUCUUCGACUCCUUCGAUGAUUGAUGGCAGGCGGCGGUAAAAAACGAGCUGGGCGGCCUCCCCGCAUCCCCUCCACAUCUCUCCCGCAUAUCCUCCCUCGCCUCCCAUGCCCUUGGUUGCAACUCCUGGGAGGUGAAGUUCAGCAUCGG
This is a messenger RNA of Prorocentrum cordatum, 1236 nucleotides long. The record is from the annotation of a GenBank genome assembly. Lineage: Eukaryota; Dinophyceae; Prorocentrales; Prorocentraceae.